AGGACGCGCGCAGACCCCGUGGGAACCGAACGCGGGAGUCGCCGCCGGAGCUGAGCCGCUCAGCUGAGGGACUGACACCCUUGGCCAUGACGUGCCCCCAGCUGCUGUCUGCUCAGGCACAGCCUGCGUGACUGGGCUGUCGCUGCUCCAGCUGUUUCACGUCACCGUUCCCUUUAUGAACAGUUUGAUGGGGCGUCGGGCGGAUGACAGCGGGAACGGUUGUGAUCACUGGCGGAAUCCUAGCCACGGUCAUUCUCCUCUGCAUCAUCGCCGUCCUGUGCUACUGUAGGCUCCAGUAUUACUGCUGCAAGAGGAGCAGAGCCGAGGAUGCACGCGAGGAGGAGGAGGAGGAUCACGACCUGCCCGCACACCGCAGAGGCCCCACCUGCAAUGCCUGCAGCUCCCAGGCCCUGGACGGCCGAGGCGGCCUGGCGCCUCCCACCAGCGAGCCCUGCGGCCAGCCAUGCGGGGUGGCGGCCAGCCACUGCACUGCCUGCUCCCUAUACAGCUCUCCCUUUUACAUACGGACGACUGACAUGCUGCCCAACGGGGGCGGAGGCGAGAGGCUCUCCUUUGCUCCCACAUACUACAAGGAGGGGGGACCCCCAUCCCUCCAACUGGCAGCGCCCCAGAGUUACCCGGUGACAUGGCCAGGCUCUGGCCGUGAGGCCUUCACCAAUCCAAGGGCUAUUAGUACAGACGUGUAA
This is a messenger RNA of Lipotes vexillifer (Yangtze River dolphin), 707 nucleotides long. RefSeq names its product protein FAM163A. The coding region runs from base 204 to 707 and encodes 167 amino acids. The record is from RefSeq and is a predicted model, not a curated record. NCBI's taxonomy places the organism in Eukaryota, Metazoa, Chordata, Mammalia, Artiodactyla, Lipotidae. The transcript is spliced from 5 exons.